Messenger RNA from Durusdinium trenchii, 399 nucleotides. Lineage: Eukaryota; Dinophyceae; Suessiales; Symbiodiniaceae. The record is from the annotation of a GenBank genome assembly.
AUGCCACACACACACAGCACUUACACCAGUCGCAUUUGGUGUAUUUUCGAGAUCUAUACCGCGGUUUGUUUGGACAAACCGAUUACUUUGAUCAUGCCUGAAGUCCGGGUAGAUCAACGGGUCGAAAAGCUCGAGGAGUUGAUCCACAUUUGUCGAGUGGAUGCUGCAGAAGCCACCGCUUCUAUCACGUCCGAUGAGGAGAAGAUCAAGAAACAUAUUCUGAACACCCACGGAAGUUUCAAUCAGGUGAACGAGAUUGUACAAGAAAAAUUGUGGACCGAACUCAUCAAGAUCAAAUCAACUCCAGACACUCUGGCGUUCCGCCAUUCUUCCUCCAGGCUCGACCCUCCCGUGUCCAGAACGAAUCGCUCAUCCCAUGAAGGCUGCCACGUGCAGUGA